AUGGCGGGGAAUGAAUGGAUUAAUGGGUACUUGGAGGCUAUACUUUCAACCGGGGCAUCGACCAUUGAGGAGCAGAAGCCUGCACCUGUGACUCUAAGAGAUGGGGGGCAUUUCAACCCCACCAAGUACUUUGUGGAAGAGGUGGUGACAAGUGUUGAUGAGUCUGAUUUAUAUCGGACUUGGAUCAAGGUGGUUGCCACCAGGAACACCAGGGAGAGGAGUUCAAGGUUGGAGAACAUGUGCUGGCGCAUUUGGCAUCUCACCCGCAAGAAGAAACAGUUGGAAUGGGAGGAAGUCCAGAGGGUGACAAACCGAAGAUGGGAGAGAGAACAAGGUCGCAGAGAAGCAACAGAGGAUUUGUCUGAAGACUUGUCAGAAGGAGAAAAAGGCGAUGGUAUUGGAGAGAUGAUGCAAAAUGAGACCCCCCCAAAGAAAAAGUUCCAGCGCCAGAUUUCCAAUUUGGAAGUAUGGUCUGAUGACAAAAAGGAGAAGAAGCUCUAUGUUGUCCUCUUAAGUUUGCAUGGAUUGGUUCGAGGAGAAAACAUGGAGCUUGGUCGAGAUUCUGAUACUGGUGGACAGAUUAAAUAUGUGGUAGAACUUGCUCGAGCACUUUCAAAAAUGCCUGGAGUAUAUAGAGUGGAUCUGUUUACACGCCAAAUCUCAUCACCUGAAAUUGACUGGAGCUAUGGAGAGCCUACAGAAAUGCUAACUGCGGGUGGAGAUGAUGAUGAUAACAUUGGUGAAAGCAGCGGUGCAUACAUAGUACGAAUACCCUUUGGUCCACGCGAUAAGUACCUCCAGAAAGAACUUCUUUGGCCUUACAUUCAAGAAUUUGUGGAUGGAGCAUUAGCUCACAUUCUCAACAUGUCAAAAGUAUUGGGUGAACAAGUUGGUGGGGGCCAACCUGUCUGGCCAUACGUAAUUCAUGGACAUUAUGCUGAUGCUGGAGAUAGUGCUGCUAUUCUUUCAGGUGCCUUGAAUGUACCAAUGGUUCUGACAGGCCAUUCACUUGGAAGAAACAAGCUUGAACAACUUCUUAAGCAGGGACGCCAAUCCAAAGAGGAUAUCAAUUCAACAUAUAAGAUGAUGAGGAGGAUUGAGGCAGAAGAACUUUCGCUAGAUGCAGCAGAACUUGUUAUCACUAGUACAAAACAAGAAAUUGAUGAGCAAUGGGGACUUUAUGAUGGAUUUGAUGUCAAGCUUGAAAAAGUGUUGCGUGCACGUGCUAGGCGUGGUGUCAACUGCCACGGUCGAUUCAUGCCCAGGAUGGCGGUUAUCCCUCCUGGAAUGGACUUUAGCAAUGUUAUGAGUCAAGAAGAUGGCCCUGAAGUUGAUGGAGAGAUUUUUCAGCUUACUGCUAGUGCUGAAGGAACCUCACCAAAAGUAGUGCCAUCAAUUUGGUCAGAAGUGAUGCGUUUCUUUAGGAAUCCUCACAAGCCAGUGAUCUUGGCCUUAUCAAGGCCAGAUCCAAAGAAGAACUUAACCACUCUGUUAAAAGCCUUUGGAGAAAGCCGUCCCUUAAGAGAACUUGCUAAUCUUGUUCUCAUAAUGGGAAAUAGGGAUGACAUAGAUGAGAUGUCUUCUGGGAAUGCUAGUGUGCUCACAACAGUGUUGAAAAUGAUUGAUAAGUUUGACCUAUAUGGGCAAGUGGCAUACCCUAAACAUCACAAGCAAUCUGAUGUUCCCGAGAUAUACCGAUUUGCCGCAAAAACAAAGGGUGUUUUCAUCAAUCCUGCUUUAGUGGAACCUUUUGGUCUUACUUUAAUUGAGGCAGCAGCACAUGGGCUUCCAAUGGUGGCCACUAAAAACGGGGGACCAGUGGACAUUCAUAGGGCCCUGAAUAAUGGUUUACUUGUGGACCCUCAUGAUCAGCAAGCAAUUACUGAUGCAUUGAUCAGGUUGUUGUCAGAUAAAAACAUGUGGCAUGAGUGCAGGAAAAAUGGUUGGAAGAACAUACACCUUUUCUCGUGGCCAGAACACUGCAGAACUUAUUUGACAAGGGUGGCUGCCUGCAGGAUGAGGCAUCCACAAUGGCAAACUAACACUCCUGGGAAUGAUCUAAAUACUGAAGAGUCUUUCAAUGACUCACUUAAGGAUGUGCAGGACAUGUCCCUUAGGCUCUCAAUUGAUGCUGACUUAGCAGGUUUAGGAUCCGGAUCAGACAUGCAAGAUCAAGUUAAGCGUCUCCUAAACAAGAUGAACAAGCCAGAUUCUGGUGGUUUAAAUGACCCUAACAAGUUGCCUGACAAUGUAACUGGGAAGUAUCCUCUUCUGUGGAGAAGACGUAGGUUGAUUGUUAUAGCACUAGAUGGCUAUGAUGACAAAGGAGCUCCUGAUAAGAAAAUGAUUCAGAUAGUGCAAAGGAUCAUUAAAGCUGCUCAACUAGACCCUCAAAAUGCAAGAGUUUCUGGUUUUGCUCUGUCAACAGCCAUGCCAAUGCUAGAAACAGUGGAGUUCCUCAAAUCAGGCAACAUUCAAGCAAAUGAUUUUGAUGUUUUGAUUUGCAGUAGUGGUAGUGAAGUUUACUAUCCCGGUACUUACACAGAAGAUGGAAAACUUUUGCCUGAUCCGGAUUAUGCAGCACAUAUUGACUAUCGUUGGGGUGUUGAAGGUCUAAAAAAAACCAUUUGGAAUGUUAUGAAUACUGCUGAAGGUGAAGAGAGAAAACCUUCAAGCCCCAUUGAGGAAGAUUUGAAAUCUAGUAAUGCUCAUUGCAUAUCAUACAAAAUAAAGGAUAUCACUAAGGCCAAGAGAGUUGAUGACUUGAGACAGAAGCUUCGGAUGCGAGGCCUACGUUGUCAUCCUAUGUAUUGCAGGGGUUCAUCAAGUAUGCAGGUUAUUCCACUCCUUGCAUCAAGAGCACAGGCACUCAGGUAUCUCUUUGUCCGUUGGGGACUGAAUGUUGCAAACAUGUUUGUCUUUCUUGGAGAAACUGGUGACACAGAUUAUGAGGAAUUGAUUUCUGGAACUCACAAGACCAUAAUCAUGAAGGGUGUUGUGUCUAAUGGUUCAGAAGCAAUACUUAGAGGUCCAGGAAGCUACCAAAAAGAGGAUGUUGUACCAAAUGAGAGUCCUCUUGUGGCAUGCAUCAAUGAAGCAACUGAGGACAAGAUUGCCAAUACUUUGAAGGAACUAUCAAAAUCUGGGAUAAUGUGA
Sphenostylis stenocarpa is the source of this 3156-nucleotide messenger RNA. The record is from the annotation of a GenBank genome assembly. NCBI's taxonomy places the organism in Eukaryota, Viridiplantae, Streptophyta, Magnoliopsida, Fabales, Fabaceae.